Candida dubliniensis CD36 is the source of this 2964-nucleotide messenger RNA. RefSeq lists its product as uncharacterized. Bases 1 to 2964 code for a protein of 987 amino acids. The record is from RefSeq and is a predicted model, not a curated record. Gene Ontology annotation, cellular component: membrane. NCBI's taxonomy places the organism in Eukaryota, Fungi, Ascomycota, Pichiomycetes, Serinales, Debaryomycetaceae. The transcript has a single exon.
AUGGCAUCACCAUAUGGAAUACCAAAUAAAUCAGGUGGUAAUGACAAUUCUGAAACUUUUGAUUUUGGAGGUAGAAGUUACGUGAGUAUGUCAUAUAAACCAAGCUUACUAUCUUCAUCAUUGGUCAAUACUGGUGUUGAAGUCCAUGAACAAACUGCCAAUUUAGCAAAUGUACUUGUCACCGAGCCCCUAAAUGAAGAAGAAGAAGACAACGACGACGACGACGACGACAAUUUAGAGCAACACCAGCAUCAACAUCAAGAACAAUCAGAAGAACAUCAACAUUCCAUAUCAGAAUCUUCACUUUUGAUGUCCAAUUCACCAAGAAGUAAUUAUUUUUCUCAAGUAGAUGUAUUAGAAUCAGAAAUUGGAUCACCUAGUAUAAACAGUUUUAAAAGCAAUCAAAAUAGAAGUCAUAGUGGGAGCAUUCCAUCGGUCAAUUCCCAACCAUCAUCUAAAGAUAACAUCCCAGAGAAACAACCAAGCAAAUUGCAUUCCUAUUUAGUGAAACCAAUUGGAUAUAUACCAGGGGUUUUUCUUGGUACUUUAUUGAAUAUUUUGGAUGGAUUAUCUUAUGGGAUGAUCAUGUUCCCAAUAAGUGAAUCCAUCUUUUCAUCUUUGGCUCCCACUGGAUUAUCAAUGUUUUAUAUGUCCUGUAUAAUUUCUCAAUUGAUUUAUUCUCUUGGUGGAUCGGCAUUUAAAGCCGGUAUUGGAUCAGAAAUGAUUGAAGUCACACCUUUUUUCCAUACCAUGGCAGGAGCCAUUGCCAAACAAAUGGCCGAUAACACCAAUGAUGCCAUUAUAGCAACUACCAUUACAUCAUAUGCUAUUUCUUCUAUUGUUACUGGAUUGGUUUUCUUUUUAUUGGGUAAAUUGAAAUUGGGAGUUUUAGUUGGAUUCUUCCCUAGACAUAUUUUAGUUGGAUGUAUAGGUGGUGUUGGUUAUUUCUUAAUCGCUACUGGUAUUGAAGUUUCAUCACGAUUGGAAGGUGGGUUGUCUUAUAAUUAUGAGACAUUUAAAUAUUUAUUUUACAAUUAUACUACAUUAUUGGAAUGGACAAUUCCAUUAUUAUUGGCUUUGAUUUUAAUCAUUUUACAACAUAAAUAUCAUAACUCAUUAUUAGUUCCACUUUAUUUUAUUGCGGUUUUCAUAAUUUUCCAUUUACUUGUUUCCCUUGUACCAAGUUGGAGUUUAAAUAGUGCUAGAGCAACUGGUUGGGUUUUCCCCAUGGUUGAAGAUAAUGAACCAUGGUACAAUUUUUACAGUUUAUAUAAAUUCAAUCUUGUUGAUUGGGUUUGUAUUGUACGUCAAAUACCGACAAUGUUAGCAUUGACAUUUUUCGGAAUUUUGCACGUUCCUAUCAAUGUUCCAGCAUUGGCGGUUUCGGUUGGUAUGGAUGAAGUUGAUGUGGACCGAGAAUUAGUGGCUCAUGGUUAUUCAAAUGCAAUUUCUGGUCUUGUUGGAUCCAUCCAAAACUAUCUUGUUUAUACCAAUUCAGUUUUAUUUAUUCGUGCUGGAGCUGAUGAUAGAGUUGCUGGUGUUAUGUUAGCCAUUGCCACUGCUGCAGUUAUGAUGGUUGGCCCCGUGGUCAUUGGAUAUAUACCGGUUUGUGUGGUUGGUGCAUUAAUCUAUUUAUUGGGUUAUGAAUUAUUAAAAGAAGCAAUUUAUGAUACAUGGGGUAGAUUAAGAAAUAUUGAGUAUAUUACUAUUAUCAUCAUUGUUGUAACCAUGGGAGCUGUUGACUUUGUUGCUGGUAUUGGUGUGGGUAUUUUAUUAGCUUGUUUAUCAUUUGUGGUGGAAGCUGGUAGAACCCCAGUUGUGCAAGGAAUAUAUUCCGGUAGUGUAGCUAGAUCCACCGUUAUGAGACAUCCAAAACAACAAGAAUUUUUAAAGAAUGUUGGAGAACAAAUUUGUAUUGUCAAAUUACAGGGGACUUUAUUUUUUGGUUCAAUUGGUGGAGUAGAAAAAGAGAUUAGAAAUAUGUUUGAACAUGAUAAAUUUAAAUCUAAUCCAAUAAAAUAUUUGAUAAUAGAUAUGAAAGGAGUUAUUUCCUUAGAUUUUUCUGCAGCAGAAGGAUUCCGAAGAAUUUUAAAUUUGGCUAAUGAUUUCAAGACUCAAUUUAUAAUUUCUUCAGUUGGUGAAGAUGAUGAUAUUAUUCAAGGUUUACGUGAUGCUGGGAUAUUUGAUAAUGGUGCCAAUGCCCCAAUAGAACUAUUUAGUAGUUUGAAUUAUGCUUUGGAAUGGUGUGAAAAUAGUUUUUUGAAAACCUACAGUAAACUCAAGAAAAGUGAUCCAGUUAAAACUAGGUCAGUACCAGCAUCUUCAACAUUAACCACCCGUCAAUCAUUUGCAUCUCCUUCAUCAUAUGGAGCUAAGUUUUUCGGUAAAUAUGGAGAAUUUGGUACACCAAGAACUAAUCAAGUUUUCCAAGCUGCUAGUAAAACAGUUUAUGAUGAACAUAAAACUGAGAGUAAAUUUGAAUCACAAAAAAACACCCUUUUCCAAAAACAACCUUUAUCAUUAAUUAUGUUGUCAUUCCAAGGAUUAUCUGAUAAAGACGCUGAAUUUUGGUCCAAUAUUACUCCUUAUUUUGUCAAAGAAAAAAUCCCGGAAAAUUAUCAAUUUUAUGACACCAAAAAUGAUGAACCAGCAUUUUUCAUUGUUGAAUCAGGUUUAAUUCGUUCUGUUAUUAAAUUUGAAAGUGAGGGAAGAGAAUUACAUAGUAGUAUUUUGCCAUUAGUGGCGUUUGGUGAUUUGGAUGAUGCUUCAGAAUAUAGACAAAUCAUUUAUACAACAGUCAAUGAUACUGUUGUUUGGAAAUUAAGUCAAGCUAAAUUAAAAGAAAUGUUGGCCAAGCAUGGGUCUAAAGGUGAAGAAUUGUACCAUGAAUUAUUAGAAGUUGAAGCUAAAUUAAUAAGAGGCAGGUUUGAUACCAUGACAGCAAAUUUAAUAAUUGCUGGUUGA